Molecule: messenger RNA, 1167 nt
Organism: Paramecium pentaurelia
Lineage: Eukaryota; Ciliophora; Oligohymenophorea; Peniculida; Parameciidae
Source: the annotation of a GenBank genome assembly
AUGGAUUAAUAAUUGAAUAUUUAAUAAGGAAAAUUGCUUUAAUUAAGACAUGUGACUACACAAUAAUAUUUAAAAGGAACUAUUCAUUUUGUAAUUGAAAAAAAUUUAUUUGGUCAAAAAGAACUUGAUGAAUAUUAUUUGGGAACUACUCCAAAAGAAGAUGACUUUUAUACAUAUUUUAUACUUGAAAAAUAUUAACCAACUAAUAAUGAUUUAGAAUUAGGAGAUAUUGUGUCAAUACAAAACUAUGGAUAAUAAUAAUUUGUGAGAUUGAAUUCAUCAAAAAAAUCAGAAGUCACCUAAUAAUGUUAUGCUUAUUUAGGUGAUGAAAAGCAUUAUUUUGUUAUUCAACCAGAAAAAGAUAUAUUUAUAAAUAAUUGCAAUGCUAUUGAUACUUCCAUAUCUAAUAAAUAUGUUAGAUUUACAUCAAUUGAUAAUGGUUAUAGUUUACAUUCUCAUCUUAGAACAUAUAAAUCUGAAAAUGUAUCAUAAUAUAAUGAAGUAACAGGAUAUAAAAAUUGUGAUAAAAAUGAUUUAUGGGAAAUAAUUCCUGUUCAUGAAAAUAAAACUAAGAAUUUUGCACAUAAAGUGUAAACUUUUGAACCAAUUUAAAUUAAUAGUGGAAAUACAAUCAUUAUUAGAAACUUUUGGACUGGAUGGUCUCUGCAUUCUCAUAAAACAUGCUAUAAAUCAACUAAAGAUUAAGAAGUCUCUCUCUUCAGUUAUCCUAGAGAUUGUACUAUUUAUAAUCCAUAUUAAUAGAAAAUGAUUAUUGGAUAAUUACAAAGUUUAACAGUAAAGAAAAAGAUGAUGGAACAUUAAGAAAAAAUGAUGAAAUUCUACUUCAACAUAAUUAAACAAAAAAAUUUCUUGCAUGUUCUAAUGUUUAAUCAUACUCCUAAUCAGGAUUUUAAGUUUAUGGAUUAGAAGGCAAACCUAUGAAAGGUUUUUUAUUAUCAGGUAUUGUAAAUUAAUUAUAUUUAAGAAUUUGAAAAUUCCCCAUUAAGAGUGAAUUAGCCAUUCUUAAUUAAGCACCUUACAAAAGAUCUAUAUUUAUCAUAAUCAAAUUUUUAAACAGAGAGUAAAAUAGGAACUCAAUAGGAGGCUGUUUUUGUCGAAAAAUUUAAUGGCCUAUGUCUAUGGGUAUUAGAAUUAAUAACAAAAUGA